Molecule: messenger RNA, 2531 nt
Organism: Cuculus canorus (common cuckoo)
Lineage: Eukaryota; Metazoa; Chordata; Aves; Cuculiformes; Cuculidae
Gene: PCID2
Product: PCI domain containing 2
Exons: 16
Coding region: 137-1480 (447 amino acids)
Biological process (GO): post-transcriptional tethering of RNA polymerase II gene DNA at nuclear periphery; poly(A)+ mRNA export from nucleus; transcription elongation by RNA polymerase II
Cellular component (GO): transcription export complex 2
Molecular function (GO): double-stranded DNA binding; RNA binding
Source: RefSeq, a predicted model, not a curated record
GUGGGCUUUUAGGGAGCGCCGUGAGGGCAUGGGAGGGUCCAGGGUGUAUUCAGUAUCCCGUCUCCCUUAGAGUCCGCCCGUCUCUGUCCGGCCGUCCUUGGGGCCUCUGUGGAUGUGAUGUAACUGCGUUAUAUUUAUGACUCCUGGCUCUUCUGCUUGUCCUUUUAUGGCGCACGUCAGUUUAAAUCAGUAUUUACAGCAAGUACAAGACACCAUUGACAGCAGAGAUGGACAUUUUUUUGCAGAAUUUGUAUCAUUUAAACAUCCACAUGUUGCAAACCCAAGGUUACAGCUUUCUUCUCCAGAGGAGAAGUGUCAGCAACUUUUGGAACCUCCAUAUGAUGAAAUGCUGGCAGCUCACUUAAGAUGUAUUUACGCUGUUGGAAACCAUGACUUUAUAGAAGCAUACAAAUACCAGACGGUUCUUGUCCAAUCUUUCCUGCGAGCGUUUCAGGCACAUAAAGAGGAAAACUGGGCUUUACCUAUUAUGUAUGCUGUAGCCCUCGAUCUUCGAGUUUUUGCUAAUAAUGCAGAUCAACAGCUAGUGAAGAAAGGGAAGGGCAAAGUUGGCGACAUGUUGGAAAAAGCAGCAGAACUGCUGAUGAGCUGUUUUCGAGUCUGUGCCAGUGACACUCGAGCAGGCAUUGAAGACUCCAAGAAGUGGGGAAUGUUGUUUCUUGUGAAUCAACUGUUUAAAAUUUAUUUUAAGAUCAACAAACUCCAUCUAUGUAAGCCCUUAAUUAGAGCAAUUGACAGCUCAAAUCUGAAGGAUGACUAUAGUAUGGCACAGCGAGUUACGUACAGAUACUAUGUUGGACGCAAAGCCAUGUUUGACAGUGACUUUAAGCAAGCUGAAGAGUAUCUGUCAUUUGCCUUUGAGCACUGUCACCGCUCAAGCCAGAAGAACAAAAGAAUGAUUUUGAUUUACCUGCUGCCAGUAAAAAUGUUGUUGGGCCAUAUGCCAACAAUUCAGCUCUUAAAAAAGUAUGACCUUAUGCAGUUUGCUGAAGUAACAAAGGCUGUGAGUGAAGGCAAUCUUCUCCUACUGAAUGAUGCUCUGGCAAAGCACGAGACCUUCUUUAUUCGAUGUGGAAUCUUUCUUAUCCUUGAGAAGCUGAAAAUCAUCACAUACAGAAAUCUCUUUAAGAAAGUAUAUUUACUACUUAAAACGCAUCAGCUGUCUCUAGAUGCCUUUCUGUUUGCCCUGAAAUUCAUGCAAGUAGACGAUGUUGAUAUUGAUGAAGUCCAGUGCAUUUUAGCUAACCUUAUAUAUAUGGGUCACAUUAAAGGCUAUAUAUCUCACCAGCAUCAAAAGCUUGUGAUACUCAGCUCGGCCAGCGAAGCUGCUUCCAGUCACCCCAAGAACAUUGUAAAUGGCUGGUUCAUGUCCAGGAUUGGAAUACCAGGAACUGUGUGUGUCUCCUUUCCCAGAGUGGCCAAGGCUGCCAGUGUUACAAAGUGCGUUGGAAUGAAAUGCUGACUUUUCAAUGACAUUUUCCACAGAUCGUUCAAAGAAUUUCAUGAGGAAAUAAAGCAAAACAUUCCAGGUUCUUUCCAAAGUACUUAAAAGCUUUUAUAAAGUCUUUGUUACAAUUUUUACAUUUAUCUUCCAGAGGGGAAAAGUAUCAUCCUUGUUACUUCUUUUAAUCCUUUCUUCAGACUGGAAAUUGUUUUCUUUCACAGUUUCAAUUUUUUUUUCAGUCUCUUCAGUAAUCUUGCUGAUAUUAAAUACUCUCUUCAGGCCUUCUGUAAAAACUAAGGAAAUGCUUGACACCAAAAAAGCUUUACUGUGGCAGUGAUACUUGCAGAUUCUAGUAAAUGUUGGAUUUUUGUCUAUAGGUGCCCACAGGUGGGUGUAGUCUUUUUAAUUCUGGCAAUACUUUGUUUCAUUUUUAUGAUGAACAGAAGCUUAUCUUAGUAACAUAUCCAUACUGUGUUUUAUUGUUUCUUGGGAAAACACUGCAACUGGAUCCAUUAUUUUAAGUGUUACUACCCUUGGGGAUUUUGUUUCUUUGAGUGUGGUAUGAGGUAAGUUUUUGCAUAGUAUGGGAUGGUAGUUUUGGGGUUUUUGAAAUUAUUUUUAAAGAAAAUAAAUUUUUUUUUCCCCUCUUUGAGAGCUGGGGUUUAUUUUACCCACUAACUGAUGUGGACAUGUUUCAUAAAGGAAAAUAUGGGUACUGUCUAUGAGGGGAAGCAUUUUUCAGUGUGAAGUGUGUCAUAUAUUAACAUAAGUGUUUAAAGGCUUGGAGUUCCUCUGGUCUUUGAGUUUUGCUUGUAUGAAUGCUGAAAUAACAAUAUGAAUUGACAAGAAUUAAAAACUCAUGUUCUCCUAGUAACAUUUAAAAUCCCAGCAAAACAAUGCUUUUUGAGUUUUAGGACAAACAGUUCUAGGAAACUUAAAGUUCAGUCAGUUUCUAGUAAAAUAACUAGGUUUACCACAUCAUGACUUUCACAGUACUGUGUGUCAACAGGAGAAGGAAAGACAAAUGGGUUUUCCUGUAUGAAUUGGAGUUAUAUAUAUGUGUAUAUAU